This is a messenger RNA of Oncorhynchus gorbuscha (pink salmon), 6134 nucleotides long. It is a transcript of the gene shroom2a, whose product is annotated as shroom family member 2a. Gene Ontology annotation, biological process: actin filament organization. The record is from RefSeq and is a predicted model, not a curated record. The transcript has 12 exons. Gene Ontology annotation, cellular component: cortical actin cytoskeleton; apical junction complex; adherens junction. Bases 232 to 5775 code for a protein of 1847 amino acids. Gene Ontology annotation, molecular function: actin filament binding. NCBI's taxonomy places the organism in Eukaryota, Metazoa, Chordata, Actinopteri, Salmoniformes, Salmonidae.
ACAGGUUAAUAAACUAGCAUGCUAGCUAGUCUCUUGGAAAAGGUGGGUCGCUUGAAAACGAUUUGUUAACUAGAUAAUUACACGUAUGUCCAUUAAUUGGCAGAAGACAAGUGACGAAUAUUAUGAAGAAUGAAUAACUUUGAAAGCUGUGCUCGUCGACAAAAGCAAACCAGGCAAGAUCGGGUCAUUUUCAACACAUUGAAUUCCCAGUGAGGUGUUUUUCUAAGCUCCAUGGACACCUUGGAUAGUAGGAGUGAGCCCCGGUAUUCUGAUGGCGAUCACAACCAUUGGCUGAUGGAGAGACGGGAAGACAUGGAUCAGAGGGGCCGGGAGGGGUGGCGGCUGGUAGAUGUCCUGCUCUCAGGGGGUGCUCCAUGGGGAUUCACACUCAAAGGAGGCAGAGAGCACCGAGAACCACUGCUCAUCACAAAGGUGGAGGAGGGCAGCAAAGCAGCAGCGGUCAGCCUCCAGGUUGGAGACGAGAUGGUGAACAUCAACCAGGUCCCUCUGAGCGGUUACAGGCAGGAGGCCAUCUGCCUGGUCAAGGGAUCAUACAAGACCCUCAAUCUGGUUGUCAAGAGGAAUAUGAGAAUGGUGGAUUUAGUAGCUACUGGAAAAAUGCCCUCUGAGACUGAUGUCCAUGUGGCCAGGAGUUUUCUCAACAAGAUAUUACGAAGUUCCAUGAGGAGGAAUGAAGCCGUAAGCAGGCCUCACUCCUGGCACGCCACCAAGUUCAACGAGAGCCAAUCAGAGACUGCCAAAACUCAGUCUCCGCCCCCGCCGGUCUGGCAGACCGGAUAUGAUGCAAGCUUCUCCUCUACCAACCUCUCCUCGACUGGCUGGGACCAGAACCAGACUAACCUACGGCGAGUAUCAGACCAGUUCAGCUCUCUGGGCAGCAUGGACAGUCUAGACGUCUCCCACCACCCCUACCCCCCUGGACACCAAUCCCCAGGACGCUUCUCCCCGGUCAAGUCCAACACCAGCACGGAGCACCUGGGAGGGGGCAAGAGGGACUCUGCAUACAGCUCCUUUUCCACCAACUCUGGUACCCCAGACUACACCCUCUCCAAGACACCAGACCACACCCUCCCUAAGACACCAGACCACACCCUCCCUAAGACACCAGACCACACCCUCCCUAAGACACCAGACCACACCCUCCCUAAGACACCAGACCACACCCUCCCUAAGAGCAAUGCUGCCUCCACAGAGAACAUGCUGUAUGAGGUUAACCAGUGGGAGUCAGGGGGCCGGCCCAGUAACAGCAGACAUAGCCUGAGUAGUGAGAGGGUCAGGCAGGACGAGAGGCCAGGGUAUCUGCAACUGGCUGGGGGACAUGGGGCCAACAUGGGCCUGGACAGCCCCUGGACAGCGGAGCAGUCAGGGUCAGGUUCUUCCCACUCCUCCAGCUCUGCUAGGGCUAGCUGCGGUCCCGUCUGGCACGUUCCUGACAAGAAGAAGACCUCCGAUCCCUCUCCUCCUCCCCCACCGCCCGUACGCAGUGACAGUUUCGCUGUGACGAAGUCCCAUGAGAAUGUUCUGGUUAUAGCCUGUCCAGAGGGACCCGGUGCUCACACCCAGCCCAAGGCCCAUGGUGAAGGAAUGGAUAACUCUGAUAACUCACAAUGCACCAAUGACUCUCGGCGUAGCCAUCACAACUUACCCUCCAAGAACAACAUGGUCCCUCCUUACAUUCCACCAAAGAACUGUCAUCCCAACCAGGUGAACUGUAACAAGCUUUGCUCCCUGUCCAGUAGUGAUGUCAGGCUGGGCCAGCUCCCCCCUACCUACUUGCCCUGCCACCAGAGACAGUACAGUAAUGAGAGCUCUCUCUACUCCCACCCCAGGAGUUGGUCUGUCCCCAAACAGCAGAACGUCAGCAUCUGCUACAGCAGCAUGCAGGAGCUCCCCACCAACUACAAUGCCCAGAACACCCAGCUCUACAGCCAGACCCCAGACUGCACUGGAGACAGCCGGUACUACUGUGUGACGGCCAGACAGCCUGGUCAACCGGUCACCCAGGCCCUGCUGGUCAAGACUGAUGAAAGGAGGGGUGGAGGGGGUAGAGAGGAGGGUGUGGAGGGUGGCAGUGAAAGGAGGAGAGCAGUGAGCAUCAUACAGGGUGGAGGAGAUAAGAAGUCACUCACUCCCCUGGGGUCAGGGGUUACCAAGGCUAAGUACCAGCCAGCUCCACCCCUCAACAACGACAGUAAGGGAUACAGCAGACAGGAUGACGGCUCCCACCACAAACAGCCAGCUACCGUUUGUCCCUCUGCUGUACUGGAGUCCUCUACAGGCCAGCCCAGCCUGAAGAGGAACAACAGUCAGACUGCAGAGCCCCACUGUAUGAGUUACCCCCCGAGAAGACAGUCUCUACAACCUCUUCAGCAGGACACCAUACACCGUCAAGAGAUGCUGCCAGACAGUCAGAUCUGCCCUCAGACCACCAGCGGCCUCAGCAACUCAGGCCUCGUACCCAGAGACUGUUCCAGUGUGGAGACUGUAGAUCUCUCCAGUAACCAGUGCACCAGGACUGACCGGUUCGCCACCACCCUGAGGAAUGAGAUCCAGAUGAGACGUGCCCAGCUGCAGAAGAGUCAGAGCGCUGCCUCCCUGAGUGGACCCUGUGAGGCGGAGGAGAACCAUGAGGUCCCAGAGGUCUGGAGGCCCAAAGACACCACCUCUUCUUCAGAUGGCUCCUUCACCUCCACCUAUAAGGACCAUCUGAAGGAGGCACAGGCCCGCGUGCUGAAGGCCACCUCCUUUAGAAGGAGAGACCUGGAGCCUGUCCUUCUGGAGCACCCUGUGGCAGAGGCAGGGUCCCUGCCGGACUACUCUUCCUCUGGUCUGGGGAGGAGCGACAACUCUAACCCCCUGUCCAGCCUCUCUGAGGGCCUCCCAGCCAGGUCUGGCUCUGCCCAGAGUCAGGUGACCCGUAUUGGAAGCAGGAAGCGUUUCACCACGGAGAAGAAGGUCCGGUGUUUCUCUGAGCCAGACAAAAUCAAUGAUGUGGGGGUGGAGGAGGAGCUGACCCCCCCUAAGACUGCAGACUCCAUGCUGAACCGACGCUCCACCCCCAGACCUGCCUUCACCAGACCCCUCCCUAAAACUGCCCUGCCAGGCCCUGUAGAGGACUGUGGAGAGGGCAAAGAGAUAGCCAGGGGUGAUUGUGACAUGUCCAGCAGCAGGAAGGAACAGAGAGAGUGUCAGGGACAGGACCACAGACAGCAGGCCCUUCUGGAGCUGCAGAGACUGGGGACCUUUGCUGAGUACGAGACCACCUGGAACACCCAGAAGAAAGCAGCUGAGACCAGAGCCUCAGGACGCUCCCACUCUGCUGAUAACAUCCUGGAUCCUGGAAAAGAUGACAGGACCAAACCAGCCCUAGUCCACGAGAGGUCCCGAUCCUCACCCUCCGCUGACUUCUAUGACAAGAGCCACAUUCCAGGGAGGAAGUCAGCAGAAUAUUCCCAACUGGAGAGCCAACCUGCCCAACAGGACAACAACACCACUGCGAGGUUGUCUGACAGAUGUCGUGUUGGAGAAUUCAGAGGAAGAGUGAAGAGAGAGAAGGCUCUGGAACCUCUGGAGCUGAAAGACUUCCCAGAACCCCCUCCACCCGUGACCAACGAGGAGAGCCCUGACAUCAGAUCCACUUCUGCCCCCUGCCCUGCCUACCACAGUCCCACAUCCAUCUCUUACCAGCCCCUGGAAACGGACUUCCCUCCCCCAGAUGAGUCCUACACCGAGCCCAAGACCUCAAUACCCCAGGUUCAUAUUCAGCUGCAGUCUGGUACCAGGAGGAAGGGUCCGCUCCCCCCACCCAGACAAGACCAUUCAAGACAUCCACAGAACACCCACUCCCAGGAGUCUCUGUCUGGCUCUCAGGGCGGAGCUUCUGCCUCCCACGCCCCGGUCUCCUCCCACUUUGCCUCUGGUUCCACCCACUCCCCAAGGGGGGAUUCUGAGCAGAGCAGAGGAUUGGUGGAGAGGGAGCAGGAGACGGUACACCAGGUAGUGCCAUCCAAUCCUGGUCCAGCCCUUCCUGCCUUGCCCAGUAUGAGGUGCCAUCGUUCUCCCUCUCCUCAGUUUGCUCCUCCUCAGCUGACAGACAAGCCUCCUGUCUCUCUCCAGCAGCACCAUGACAACCCUGUCUCUCUCUCGGUCUGUCUGCACUAUGACCAAAACAACAGGAUGGAGAAUGUGAUAGAGCCAAGCAGUGUGAGGAAGGUUCCUAUAAAGAUCAUUCACUCAGAGAGCGAGAAGGAGAGCCGACAGUACCUGGUGCAUCACAGUCACUCCACAGUGGAAGAAGCCCAGGGGCCCAGUCUGGUCCCCUUCAGCAGCCUGGGGACCUCAGGGGCCCCGGAACAGUCCUACUCUCUGUUCUGUGCCUACAGCCGGCAGAGGGACCAGGGGCCAGAGAGCGAGAAGGAGAAGGAAAGCCGACAGUACCUGGUGCAUCACAGUCACUCCACAGUGGAAGAAGCCCAGGGGCCCAGUCUGGUCCCCCUCAGCAGCCUGGGGACCUCAGGGGCCCCGGAACAGUCCUACUCUCUGUUCUGUGCCUACAGCCGGCAGAGGGACCAGGGGCCAGAGAGAGAGAAGACACUGGCCCCACCCAGUUACCCAGCCCCAGAACUGCCUACACCCCCACCCCCUUACCAAACCCCUGAGAUGGACCUGGAGCAACACGGAGACACACACAUGUGUCCUAUCAGGGUCCACAACAGCCAAAUGGCAGUCCUGGCCACAUCCCCACCCAGCCGACAGACCACCUCGGGCCCAGAGCCCCCCAGAGGUAACUGCGUGUCCCCUCCCGUCCCCCUCCCCCACUCUGAGGAGGAUGUGAAGACCGAGCAGCUGGCCAGAGACAUCAUGAAUAAGGAUCGGUCCCUAGCUGACAUCUUGGAUAAGAGCUGGAGGAGGACCACCAUGGACCUGAUGGAGGGACUCUUCCCCCAGGGAGAAGUGCUGCUGGAGGGGAAGGAGAGGAGGAAGGUGUCCCUCAAACACUCCUCACCACGGCCUUCAGAGGACAGGAGUGAGGAGGACAUUGUAGCGGCAGCAGUUUCUUUGGGGACCAGCUCCACCUAUUACAGCACGUCGGCACCAAAGGCUGAGCUUCUGAUCAAGCUGAAAGACAUGCAGGAGAGGGAGGGGCUAGAGGAGGAGCUGGAGGAGGAGUCAGCGGAUGAGUUAGACCACGACCUGGCCAAUAAAAAGCAGGAGCUGGUGGACUCUCUCAGCAGGAAGCUGCAGGUGCUGCGUGAGGCCAGGGAGAGUCUUCAGGAGGAUGUCCGUGAUAACAACGCCCUAGGAGAGGAGGUGGAGGCCACGGUGCAGCAGGUCUGUAUGCCAAACCAGCUGGACAAGUUCAGGAUGUUCAUAGGAGACCUGGACAAAGUGGUCAGCCUGCUGCUGUCCCUGUCCGGACGCCUGGCCAGAGUGGAGAACGCCCUCAACAGCCUGGAGGAUGGUACAUCACCUGAGGAGAGGAGAACCCUGACAGACAAGAGGAAGCUGUUGAUCCAGCAGCAUGAGGAUGCCAAGGAGCUGAAGGAGAACCUGGACCGCCGGGAGAGAGUGGUCUACAACAUCCUGGCUUCCUACCUCCCAGAGGAGAGCCUGACCGACUACCAACACUUUGUCAAGAUGAAGUCUGCCCUCAUUAUUGAGCAGCGCAAACUAGAGGACAAGAUUAAACUGGGAGAGGAGCAGCUCAAGUGUCUGAUGGACAGCCUGCCGCUAGAGCAGAGGAUGAGCCUGUAACCCCUGACCCCUGGAUCAGAGAAUGGCUCCAAACGCACAUGACUUCUCAAACUGUGUAUGAUGGACCUGACCACUCUGGCCUCACUGCAGUGGAACCCAAUGGCCACUAAGGGGCAGCAGAGAGGAGCAGCAGUACCCCACUAGAUGGCAGCAAAGAACAGAGCUCCAGACUGUAGGGGUUGUAAUGUUUAGUUGACGUUUCCUCCUCAGUAUCUCAACACUGAUCUGAGUCUAAUGGAGCCCCACCAGAACGUGUGUGUGUGUGUGUGUGUGUGUGUGUGUGUGUGUGUGUGUGUGUGUGUGUGUGUGUGUGUGUGUGUGUGUGUGUGUGUGUGUGUGUGUGUGUGUGUGUGUGUGUG